GCACAGAGUAGAAGAAGGGAGUGGUACGUCAAUAACUGACGCACAGCGGCAGCAAAUUAUGUUUAAAACCAAAAGUCCAUAGUGUUUCCAAUAUAAAUAUAUUCAAUUCAAUUCAAUUAUUCAACAUAAAAAUAAAAGCAACUGUAAUAUUUAUAAAUAAUACUCGUACAAAGUGCAAAACUACGCCAGCAAAAAAAAAAAAAAGAAGAAAAGUGCAACAACAAAUGCCAGCGAAAAAAAAGGAGGUGUGCAAUUUUCAACAGGCUUACAAAAAUCUAAUUUACAAAACGAAUGCAAAGAAACUCAACUGAAUUUUCGGCAAAUUUACCCCCAGAGAAACAACAUGAAAAUCGUGUAAAACUGAUAGAAAACUCAAUUUAUGCAUGAGUUAUUUUUUCACUGCUGCGUCAACGUUUAACUGUAAACUUUUGUUGCAUGUGACGUAUGCAACAAAGUGCCGAAUGAUGUACAUGUGUGUGUGUGAGUGUGAGUGUCGUAUACCGAAGGCUCUAACCGUACUCGCUGCAAGAGCGAGCGCUGCAAAGUAUGCAAUAAAUUUGCGCAUUGUUUAUGUGCAACGCUAAUGGGCUGGAGGGGCUGGCGAGGAGGGGGGACUCCGAUCGAAACGAGAAUGAGAGAGAAAUAGUGAGAGGGAGAGAGGGAGUGAGGCACAGUGAGGUAGGCUAGGGCAACCAACAGUUGACUAUUUGUUGCAUGUAUGCCUCACUCAACACUCGCUACUCGCCAGCUUUCGCUCUCGCUCUCGCUCACUCGUCACUCUCUUGCAUACUGUAUGUCGCACUCUCUCUUUCUCUCUCUUUGGUGUGCUGUUCGUAUUCAAUUCACACAACAUUCGACAAGUGCAGAGUGAAACAAGUUGUUGUUGCUGAAACACAGCGAACAACGAAAUUUUUUUCACUUAUUCUUGUUCAAUUUUCAACGAUUUCGAGCUUCAAAAAUAUAACCAAAAAACUUUAACUAAUUUACACGGAAACUGCAACGCAACAACGAGAGCAAUUUCUUUAGUGAUUCUUUCCAAGCGAAACUACGCGUAUUAAAUAAAGUGAUAUAAACAAGAAACUGCAGAUGUUAUAGGGUAAACGCUUGGAGUGCUUGGGCCUGUGGAGGAGAGCCAAAGCCGAGUGCCGACGGAAUCAAGAUCAGGAUCAACGAUGCCCGCUAGUCGCAGCCGGCACGGGAACGGGCACAACAAAGCAGCAGCAGAAGCAGAAGUAGGAGUAGGAGUACAAGUAAAAGUAGAAGCGGAGCCGAUAUCUGUAUCCGGUGCAGAGGAAGCGCUACUCUCAAGGCAGCUCAUGUCAAAGUCGAAGUCAAAGUCGGAGUCGGAGUCAAAGUGAAGCAUUUUACUCUGCAGACCACUCUGGAGUCGAUGUGAAAGAAGGUUGUGCUAUAUCUAAAUAUUAAACAAAUAAUCUAACUAAAUAACAAAAUUAAACAUAAGUAAAAAAAAAAAAAAACAAAAGGAAUAUAAAGAGAAAAGGAUAUACGGGGUGAAUACUCAUAAGUAGUUUAUAAAACUUUAUUGGACGACCCAAACUGGCAACAGAGACGAAGACGACACAAUGUCUGUGGACUUUAUACUGCCCAAUCGCAACAAGAUACAAACGAUUGCUUACGCGAGCAAGAAAUAUGCGCCAGUCACUGAAUCCCACAGCUGGCGACGCCCCAAGUCAAAGCCGAGCAGCAGCAGCAGCCGGAACGGAAGCGGGAACGGGAGCGGGCAACAGACGCUGCGAAAACUGAGGCCGGCGGCCACAUCCAAUGUGGACAAAUCCCAUCCGGUGCUGCGCAAUGCCAAUAACAAUAACAGUAACCCACACAAUGGCAAGAUGACGGUCAAGUCUGGCCCCAAGGAUAAGGAUAAGGAGUCUAAGCGCGGCGGCAGAGCUGCGCUCAAGCGUGAGAUAAUCGAGUUGGACGAGGAUGAGGGAAAUGUGGUGGCCCAGCCGGACGACGAGCAGCAAUUGGAAUGGUCGGCAGCACAGUCCCUGGUGCAAAUGAACUCUAAGCAGGAGCGCCGUCUAGGAACGGGAGCAGCAACUGGAGCUGUAACAGCAACAGGAGCUGGAGCCAAGGCAGUCUCAGCAGCCGCAGUAUCUAUGCGCCGUCCAGUGGCCUUUGGUCGCGCCCCGGCCGAGGAUGGCAAGGUGAUCUUCUAUGCGCCGCCGGCCAAUGCCAACGGCUCCGCCAGACAACCCCAGCCCAUAGCCAUAAAGCGCGAACGGGAGCAACAAGUGGCAGCGGCUGCAGCUGCGGCGGCGACCUCGGCCUUAUACAGGGGACGCAGCGUGGAGGAGACGGAGGCGGCACAUGAUCUGCUGUCCUUGUCGCAAAGUCUACCGCCGCUAAUUCCGCCCUGUGUGGUGACCAUUAUGAAGCAAGAGAUUUUGCAGAAGCCGCCGGAACAUUGCCUACCCGUUAUGCAGGAGAUUCCGAACAAGUCGCCGCAGUCGCCGCCGCCGCCGCCAUCGCCAGCGCCGUACCAGAGCAGCAGCAGCAGCAGCAGCAAUGGAGCCAGCUCCAAUAUCCGGUUCAUUGGUAGCAGCUCCUACGACUUGUUGAGCAGCGCGCCCGAAACAUCGAACAAUUGUUCGCCGCUGACGCCGCCCAAUUCCGAUCACAGCUCCGAUGUGGACAUCGACAUGUCCUCCUCGUCCGAAUCCGGCCAGCUGCACUGGAACAAGCAGCCGCCGCCUCAGCAGCAGCAACAGCGUGCCUCCGCUUUGAAGAUGUGUCUCAAUAUGCUCGACGGCCGCACCAAGGCCAGCAAGGCGGCCACCAAGGAUAAGGAGCAGCAGCAGCAGCAGCUGCGUCCCAAGAGUGUCAACAGCAGCCAAAGCAGCAGCAGCAGCAGCGCCACCAGUGAUCAAGCAACUGGAGGAGCAGGAGGAGGAGGAGCUGCACCCGCUGGCGAGAACUAUGCCAAGCGUAAGCGCGGCUGCUACAAGUGUUCCGAGUGCGGCAAGCAAUAUGCCACCUCGAGCAAUCUGUCGCGCCACAAGCAGACGCACCGCUCCCUGGACUCACAAUCGGCCAAGAAGUGCAAUACCUGCGGCAAGGCGUAUGUCUCGAUGCCUGCGCUGGCGAUGCAUCUAUUGACGCACAAACUCUCGCACAGCUGCGAUAUCUGUGGCAAGCUGUUCUCGCGCCCGUGGUUGCUACAAGGCCAUCUGCGUUCCCACACCGGAGAGAAGCCGUACGUGUGCGUGCAGUGUGGCAAAGCGUUUGCGGAUCGCUCCAAUCUGAGGGCCCACAUGCAGACGCACUCUGGCGACAAGAACUUCAAGUGCCUGCGCUGCAACAAAACCUUUGCUCUGAAAUCGUAUCUGAACAAGCAUCUGGAAUCGGCCUGCCUGCGGGAUGCAGGCGCCAAAAAUGUGGACGGUGACGAUGAGGAUCUGGAUGACGAGGAUGAUCUGAAGCAUGAUAACGACGAGCACGACGAACUCGAGGCGGACGAGCUGGACAGCGAUGAGAACAGCCAGGAUAUUGUGGUAGCCUAAGCUUAUCUAAUAUAUAUGCAACUUAAAACUUUAUGAAACUUUAUACCGAAAAUCCUAUAAGCAAUACUCGAGCACCCUUCCCGAAGGAAAUAUAUAAAUCAAAUCAGUCAACUAGCAGCUUAUUCAGAGUAGUUUUGAGCAUGUCGAGCAUGUGGAAUGUGUUGGUAACGUCUUGGAUGCCAGUUCUAGAUCUCAAGAGUCAAUAACAUGUUUUCAAAAGCAGUUAUAAUACAUAUUAUUAUUACACAUUAUUAUUACCUUCAAUUAUUAACAUUAUCUGACCUUUUCCUGUCCGGAAUGAGCGAAUCUCUCCAAGUUGGGCAUUUUUAUUGAAUGAAACAAAAGAAAAAACUAAAACAAAAGGUUUAAUAUGAAAUCCAAAAUGUAACUUAUAGUAAAAAUCUGACACAACGAAUAUUAUGGAACAUAAGUAGAAAUUCUAUAUAUACACACAGAUCAAAUAAGCAUAUAUACAA
Messenger RNA from Drosophila virilis, 4000 nucleotides. RefSeq lists its product as uncharacterized. The record is from RefSeq and is a predicted model, not a curated record. Gene Ontology annotation, biological process: regulation of DNA-templated transcription. Gene Ontology annotation, molecular function: DNA-binding transcription factor activity, RNA polymerase II-specific; RNA polymerase II cis-regulatory region sequence-specific DNA binding. NCBI's taxonomy places the organism in Eukaryota, Metazoa, Arthropoda, Insecta, Diptera, Drosophilidae.